Messenger RNA from Capsicum annuum, 1683 nucleotides. RefSeq names its product outer envelope protein 39, chloroplastic. NCBI's taxonomy places the organism in Eukaryota, Viridiplantae, Streptophyta, Magnoliopsida, Solanales, Solanaceae. The transcript is spliced from 11 exons. Gene Ontology annotation, cellular component: outer membrane. Gene Ontology annotation, biological process: chloroplast organization; embryo development ending in seed dormancy. The record is from RefSeq and is a predicted model, not a curated record. Bases 222 to 1304 code for a protein of 360 amino acids.
GAGCACGUGCAGAGAGGAAGGGGAGAAGAGUGGUAUAGCCAAUCUAGAAAGCAAGAGAUAACUUCCCAACUUGCGAUUCCUAAAUUUUCCCUCUUCUUCUCUUUUUUCUUUUUAUACAAACAAGUACUACUUACAAGCCUAUAAACUGACACACUGAAUACAAACAAACCUUUGUACAAGUUUCAGUUUCUUGGAUGGUGGUAAACUCAUUAAUGGACUAAAUGGGUGCUCAGAAAAGCAUUCAUGCUGGCAAAGCUAAAAUAGAUGUCAAUGUGGAUUUCACCCAUAAACUAUGUGCUGCUUUGAUGCUCCAGCCUUUCAGGAAUUCUGGCAGUCCCCUUGAAUUGGUAAUUGGCAGUCUUUGCAUAAAACACCCAAAUUUAUUUGGCAAGAGUGAGAAGCUAGAUGUUUUGUGGGAUAAAGGACUCUAUGAUUCCAAUAUCCUGAUUACUUACCGGAAGCCAAGACCAGAAUGGCUUGCUCAGCAGUCUCUUGUCGUUCAGCAUUCCGUUUCUCCCGAGAUUGGGGUCCAUGGCUUACCGGAGGACAAUUUCUCUCGGUCAGGAAGUGGUGGAGUUAACUUAUGUCGCUUCUCUGCUGGCUUAGAUUUGAGUGAGCCGGCAAGUUCCAACUGGAGCAGCAAGACAAGUAUAAAAUUUGAGCAUAUUCGUCCUGUAAGUGAUGAGGGUCGGUCAAUAAACAGAGAUAUUCAUGGGUUUCCAGUGACUUGCAGUGGUGGCUAUCAAGAUAGUAUGGUAGUAGUUAAACAGGAGUCUCGAUAUGCAAAAGCAAACGAUCGUAGUUUUUCUCAAUUUAGCCUGCAAAUUGAACAAGGGGUUCCUAUUCUUUCCAAGUGGCUGAUCUUCAACCGAUUCAAGUUUGUUGCAUCAAGGGGACUAAAACUUGGCCCGGCUUUUCUCUUGACGAGUCUCACGGGUGGAUCUAUUGUGGGGGAUAUAGCUCCCUAUCAAGCGUUUGCAAUUGGCGGGCUUGGUAGUGUUCGAGGGUAUGGCGAAGGAGCUGUUGGCUGUGGUAGAUCUUGUCUGGUUGCUAACAAUGAGCUGACGUUUCCUUUGAGCCAGAUGCUUGAUGGUGCCGUCUUCUUGGAUUGUGGAUCUGAUUUGGGCUCAGGUCGUCACGUGCCUGGAAAUCCUGGUCUUAGACAUGGCAAACCAGGAAAUGGAGUUGGACUCGGAUAUGGCCUUAGAUUCAAGUCUCCGUUGGGACAUUUCCAGGUGGACUAUGCAGUCAAUGCAUUUCAACAACGAACAGUGUACUUUGGCUUCAGUAACCUCCCCUCGUGAGUCUUAAUCACAACACUUGCCACCGUGACAUAACUUAUGGUCAGCAUUGCAUCCGUAGAGAAAAAUUCCGAGAAUAUCUGUAAGGAUCAGACUUUGAGCUCCGAUCAGUGGUCUGUCUGGUCUGUCCCUUAUUCAGAGCGAAGGCUGUUUUCUUACAGGGACAACAAUGAAGAUUUUUUCAUAUUGAGCAAAUUAGUGCAUGAGGUGGUUCCAUUUGUCCCUCCUAUCUGUCAAAGAUCAGAUAGAUAUUUGUACAUUCUUUACAGUGACCAUCAGGAGGUUAGUUUUGAUGUCAAAGUUUAUAACUUACAAUAUACAAUGUACCCAUUCAACUUCCUUUCAUUCUUUUACAAAUAUAGAAAUUUGUCAGUUGAUUUCA